Molecule: messenger RNA, 3195 nt
Organism: Apodemus sylvaticus (European woodmouse)
Lineage: Eukaryota; Metazoa; Chordata; Mammalia; Rodentia; Muridae
Gene: Epha10
Product: EPH receptor A10
Exons: 17
Coding region: 1-3024 (1007 amino acids)
Biological process (GO): axon guidance; cell surface receptor protein tyrosine kinase signaling pathway; protein phosphorylation
Cellular component (GO): neuron projection; plasma membrane
Molecular function (GO): transmembrane-ephrin receptor activity; ATP binding; protein binding
Source: RefSeq, a predicted model, not a curated record
AUGGAGACUGGCGCCGGUCCACACCCGCUGCGCCUGUUCGUCUGCCUGAUGCCACUCUGCCUUGCUCUGCUUCUGGGUCCCGGGCGGCCCGGGACCGCUGAGGAAGUUAUCCUCCUGGACUCCAAAGCCUCCCAGGCUGAGCUGGGAUGGACUGCACUGCCAAAAACUGGGUGGGAGGAGAUUAGUGGCGUGGAUGAACACGACCGUCCCAUCCGCACCUACCAAGUGUGCAACGUGCUGGAGCCCAACCAGGACAACUGGCUUCAGACAGGCUGGAUCAGCCGCGGCCGUGGGCAGCGCAUCUUCGUGGAGCUGCAGUUCACGCUGCGUGACUGCAGCAGCAUACCUGGCGCCACGGGCACCUGCAAAGAGACCUUCAACGCAUACUACCUGGAAACCGAGACCGACCUGGGCCGAGCGCGUCCCCGCCUAGGAGGCAACCGAGCCCGCAAGAUUGACACCAUCGCAGCUGAUGAGAGCUUCACGCAGGGAGACCUGGGAGAACGAAAGAUGAAGCUGAACACGGAGGUGCGUGAGAUUGGCCCCCUCAGCCGGCAGGGCUUCCACCUGGCCUUCCAGGACGUGGGUGCGUGCGUGGCGUUGGUCUCGGUGCGUGUCUACUACAAGCAGUGCCGCGCCACAGUGCGGGGCCUGGCAGCCUUCCCCGCCACCGCAGCUGAGAGCGCCUUCUCCACGCUGGUGGAAGUGGCUGGGACUUGCGUGGCUCACUCGGAAGGGGAACCCAGCAGCCCUCCCCGCAUGCACUGUGGUGCCGAUGGCGAGUGGCUGGUGCCCGUGGGCCGUUGCAGCUGCAGUGCAGGAUUCCAGGAACGUGGUGACAUCUGUGAAGCCUGUCCCCCAGGGUUUUACAAAGUGUCCCCAAGGCGGCCCCUCUGCUCGCCCUGCCCGGAGCACAGCUUGGCCCUGGAGAACGCCUCUACAUUCUGCGUGUGCCAGGACACCUAUGCACGAUCACCCACCGACCCGCCCUCAGCUUCUUGCACCCGGCCGCCAUCGGCGCCGCGGGACCUGCAGUACAGCCUGAGCCGCUCCCCGCUGGCGCUGCGGCUGCGCUGGCUGCCGCCGGCGGACUCAGGCGGCCGCUCCGACGUCACCUACUCGCUGCUGUGCCUGCGCUGCGGGCGCGACGGUCCGGCGGGCGCGUGCCAACCCUGCGGGCCGCGCGUGGCCUUCGUCCCGCGCCAGGCUGGGCUGCGGGAACGCGCCGCCACGCUGCUGCACCUGCGGCCGGGCGCGCGCUACACCGUGCGCGUGGCCGCGCUCAACGGCGUCUCAGGCCCGGCCGCCGCCGCGGGAGCCACCUACGCGCAGGUCACAGUGUCCACCGGACCCGGGGCACCCUGGGAAGAGGAUGAAAUCCGCAGGGACCGCGUAGAGCCCCAGAGCGUGUCGCUGUCGUGGCGAGAACCUGUCUCUGCUGGAGCUCCCGGAACCAACAACACAGAGUAUGAGAUCCGCUACUAUGAGAAGGGUCAGAGUGAGCAGACUUACUCCACAGUGAAGACAGGGGCACCGGCUGUCACUGUCACCAACUUGAAGCCUGCUACCAGAUACGUUUUUCAGAUCCGGGCAGCCUCCCCAGGGCCUUCAUGGGAGGCCCAGAGCUUCAGUCCAAGCAUCGAAGUGCAGACCCCAGGGGAAGUUGCCCCAGGGUCCAGGAACCAAAGCCCUGCAGUGGUUGUCACCGUGGUGACCAUCUCAGCCCUCUUGGUCCUGGGCUCCGUGAUGAGUGUGCUGGCCAUCUGGAGGAGGCCCUGCGACGGCAAAGGAAGCGGCAGCGCCCAUGACGAGGAGGAACUGUAUUUCCACUUCAAAGUCCCGACACGCCGCACGUUUCUGGACCCCCAAAGCUGCGGGGACCCGUUACAGGCUGUGCAUUUGUUUGCCAAAGAGCUAGAUGUCAAAAGCGUCACCCUGGAAAAGAGCUUGGGAGCAGGACGGUUUGGGGACCUGUGCUGCGGCCACCUGCAGCUGCCGGGUCGCCAGGAACUGCCCGUGGCCGUACACACUCUGAGGGAUGGCUGCUCUGACGCCCAGAGGCUCAGCUUCCUGGCUGAGGCCCUCACCCUGGGGCAGUUUGACCACAGCCACAUUGUGCGUUUGGAAGGAGUUGUCACCAGAGGAAACCCCUUGAUGAUUGUCAUCGAGUACAUGAACCUCGGGGCUCUUGAUGAUUUCCUCAGGCAUCACGAGGGGGAGCUGGUGGCUGCACAGCUGAUGGGUCUGCUGCCUGGGCUGGCAUCCGCCAUGAAGUAUCUGUCAGAGAUGGGCUACGUUCACCGGGGCCUUGCAGCCCGUCGAGUGCUUGUCAGCAGUGGCCUCGUCUGUAAGAUCUCUGGCUUUGGGCGGGGUCCCCGGGACCGAGCCGAAGCUGUCUACACUACCAUGAGUGGCAGGAGCCCGGCGCUCUGGGCAGCUCCUGAGACUCUACAGUUUGGCCACUUCAGUUCUGCUAGUGAUGUAUGGAGCUUUGGCAUUGUCAUGUGGGAGGUGAUGGCCUUUGGGGAACGGCCCUACUGGGACAUGUCUGGACAAGAUGUAAUCAAGGCUGUGGAGGAUGGCUUCCGCCUGCCACCCCCCAGGAACUGUCCCUCCCAACUGCACCGAUUGAUGCUAGAGUGCUGGCAGAAAGACCCAGGUGAGCGGCCCAGGUUCUCCCAGAUCCACAGCAUCCUGAGCAAGAUGGGGCAGGAGCCAGAACCCUCCAAGUGUGCCUCGCCCACCUGUGUCAGGCCUCCCACCCCCCUGGCAGACCGUGCCUUUUCUACCUUUCCCUCCUUUGGCUCCGUGGGUGCCUGGCUGGAGGCCCUAGACCUGUGCCGCUACAAGGACAACUUCUCUGCCGCAGGUUACGGGAGUCUGGAGGCCGUGGCUGAGAUGACUGCCCAGGACCUGGGGAGCCUUGGGAUCUCUUCCGCAGAACAUCGAGAGGCCCUCCUUAGUGGGAUCAGUGCCCUGCAGACUCGAGUGCUACAGCUCCAGGGUCAGGGGGUACAAGUGUGAGCCUCUCAGCCCUGCCCAAGGACCUGCAAGCUGCACUCCCCUUGGCUGGGAAGAGUGCUCUCACUUCGUGGGCCCUGAGCUGCUUGGUACCACGUUGUCCCAUUUCAUUUUUCCUCACAACACCUUGCUGACCUAGUGGUCCUAAAACGAGGUUCAGAUCCCCAGAGAGGA